Molecule: messenger RNA, 1956 nt
Organism: Centropristis striata (black sea bass)
Lineage: Eukaryota; Metazoa; Chordata; Actinopteri; Perciformes; Serranidae
Product: fibroblast growth factor 20-like
Exons: 3
Coding region: 256-939 (227 amino acids)
Biological process (GO): positive regulation of protein phosphorylation; positive regulation of gene expression; cell differentiation
Cellular component (GO): cytoplasm
Molecular function (GO): fibroblast growth factor receptor binding; growth factor activity
Source: RefSeq, a predicted model, not a curated record
CUGCUACCGGGAAUACCUGCAUACAUCAAGAUAACGCGGGAGUUUAUUCUCAAUUAGAUGCCAGUCUAAUUAACGGUGCUGCUGGUGACUGCGCCAAAACGCGUACUCAUUGGGGAUUUUCUCCUCCCGCACGUCCAACUUUUCUUUUCCUCCGUUUCCCGGGCUGAAACCUCGCUGCUGGGUCGUACCGAGGCUCUCUGCUCAUCACUUGGACCUCGACUCGUGCUGUAAACCGGAUCGGCUGUCUUAUCUGUGAUGGGGGCAGCGGCGGAGGUUGGGAGCUUCGUCAACGGAUUUCUGGACAGCUUUGGUCCUGCGGGUGCCGCUCCGGCUCCCGUUGGCUCUCAUUUCGUUCUCACCCCAGCCGGGGCGGUGGACUACAACUCGGUGACCGGACUGAUGCUGGGGGGACAGGGGCAGCAGCAGGAGCACCUUGUGUCCGCGGAGAGGCUGUCCCGGAGCCUGGCGGACCUCAGCCACCUGAAGGGGAUUCUGAGGCGGCGGCAGCUCUACUGCAGGACCGGCUUCCACCUGGAGAUCCGUCCCGACGGCACCGUGCAGGGAACCAGGAAGGACCACAGCAGAUUCGGUAUUUUGGAGUUCAUCAGUCUAGCUGUGGGACUGGUUAGCAUCAGAGGGGUGGAUAGUGGCCUUUACCUCGCCAUGAACAGCAAGGGAGAACUGUACGGAUCGGAAAAACUGUCUGCAGAAUCCGUUUUUAGGGAGCAAUUUGAAGAAAACUGGUACAACACAUACUCAUCCAACAUCUAUCGGCAUGGAGAAAAAGGUGCAUUUUACUUUGUUGCUCUGAACAAAGAUGGGACGUCCCGGGAUGGAACGAGGUCAAGGCGACAUCAGAGGUUCACUCACUUCCUACCGAGGCCUGUAGACCCGGAUAGAGUACCAGAGCUGUACAGGGACAUACUGGGCCAGAGCUGAGACUGAAGGGGCAUUAUCGUGACCCUGUCUGAACUGAAAGGCAACCCAAGUGCACCUAAUCCUAACCCCUGCUUGAGGGAGAUGGGAGAUCUUGUUGAUCUGGACAAAACAGGAUCGUAAAAAGUGUGCCAAAUGAACUCUCCAAACCCAUGGCAUGGAGGAAGGAAAGAGACCCUCUGAACCAGCUAUGGAGUUUGGCAGAACAGCACCAGAGAUCUUCUGUGGAAGAUGUGAAGUCCCAAUGACAGAUAGAGACACCUGGGCCACAAAUAUUGCUCCUUUAUCGGCCUAUGCAGAGGCCUGGGUGGCCAAACAUAUAAUUCAUGGAUUUAUUUUGAAUUUCCACUACUUCAGUCAAACAACUUGCUAGUCCAAACUGCAUGUUCAAGAGGACAAAGGUAUGGGAAGUAACAACUGGCUGCUAGUGGUUUUUUACUGCUGAUGCUGGUCAGUCUUGUCAAUUUCACUGUUUUCAGUUAUCUUUAUUCAGAAAUACUACUGUGGCUGCUAAGUUAAUGAUUAAUUAAAAUGCUUAUUCCACUAUACAGUGUGGCUGGUUUACACAAAAAGGUAGUUUCAUGCACUGGAAAUCAGCCAUGUCUGUUGUGGGAAACGGGCCUGAGAUUGGGGGAAUCACCUUUGUUGGACGGCACAGAUGGAUUCCCUUUGAAACUGCUCCAAAGAGAGAUGCUGCUAAGAAAACAUGACUUUUCUACAAAGUGCAUGAGGAACAAAAGAAGAAGUGUGGAUUCGAUGGAGUUUUAUAAGGACUUCUUCUGUGGUGUCCAGUGGCCGAAUACUGCAUGUUCUGUUGGAACUCUAGAGACUCAUCCUAGAACCCAGUGAAGGAAUUCUGUUGUUCUUCCACUGACUGCAGUCAAGCAACGAGCACAGGACCGACAAAGACACCUUUAUGAACCUGUUGACAGAUUGUAUCUUAUUUAUGAUUUUUUUCCCUAGGCAGACAGUAUAUUUAUUUCAUAUAUUUAUUUAUUUUGAGAAUAUAUUUUUACAGGU